GAGGGGUGCUUUCGACUGUUGCUUCCAUCUAUGACCCUCUUGGGUUCGUCGCCCCUUUCACAUUGAUUGGAAAGCAAAUACUCCAAACAUUAUGCAAAGACAAGGUCAACUGGGAUGAUGAUCUUCCAGACCACAUUCUACCACGAUGGGAAGCAUGGUUGAGAGACCUGCCUAAGCUGGCAGCUCUGAAGAUCCCACGAAGCUACUCACAAGACAUCAACAUCAUACAGUAUGAAUUGCAUAACUUCUCGGAUGCGAGCCUUGACGGUUAUGGUGCAUGUUCAUACCUUAGAGCAAUAAGCAAGGAAGGACAGAUAAGCUGUUCACUCGUCAUGGGAAAAGCGAGAGUUACACCCAUCAAACAAAUGACCAUCCCAAGACUCGAACUGUCGUCGGCUGUAACUUCAGUCCGAAACGCGGAUGUAAUUAAACAAGAACUGGAAAUCAAAAAUCUACUAGAAUAUUAUUGGACGGAUUCACAAGUCGUACUGGCAUAUAUAAGCAAUGACGCUAAAAGAUUUCACACAUUCGUUGCCAAUCGGAUUCAACGAAUAAGACAAAGUACGAGUCCUGAAAAAUGGCAGCAUGUCAGCUCAGCGGAAAAUCCGGCUGAUCACGCCUCAAGGGGUUUAAAUGCUGCACAACUGAAAGAAUCAAACUGGUUGAAGGGUCCAGAUUUCCUUUGGAAAAAAGAUCUUCCAAUAAAAAAGGAAAUGGUGGGAGAAGUUGAAGGGACAGAUCCUGAACUCCGUACAGGUCAUGCACACACUGUGCAGUCAAAACAAGUGAGCCCUGUUCUAGAGCGUCUAAAGAAGUUCUCUGAUUGGUCGAGAGCUGUAAAGGCUAUUGCCAGACUCAAACGAUGCAUAAAAGAGUUUAAAGGUGUUCAAGAAAGAACAAACAAAACAACAGAUCUUGAAGAGAGAAGAGACACAGAAGUUUUCAUUAUCAAGCUAGUGCAAAAGGAAGCUUUUACUGAGGAAAUACAGAAAAUCAGAUCUCAGAAGGAAAAUUCUCUGCACAAGCAUGACAGACUAAAGCAACUAAAUGCUUUCUUGGACAAGUCCGAUGUUCUCAGGGUGGGAGGAAGAUUGUCCCAAUCAGCCUUGCAUCAUCAUGUCAAACAUCCCGCAAUUCUUACCAAGGAGUCCCACGUAUCAGCUCUCCUCGUUAAACACUACCAUGAACGUGUACAUCAUCAAGGAAGAGGCAUGACCAUAAAUGAAUUACGUGCAAAUGGCAUAUGGAUUUUAGGAUGUGGAAGUAUGGUUUCUUCGCACAUUUACCACUGUGUUAAAUGUAGGCGAUAUAGAAAGACCACAAAUGUCCAACAGAUGGCAGAGUUACCAGAAGUAAGAACAAAAACAGCACCUCCUUUUACAUAUUGUGGUGUUGACUGUUUUGGCCCAUUCAUGGUAAAGGAAGGAAGAAAGGAAGUCAAAAGAUAUGGAUUAUUGUUCACCUGCUUAUGUUCACGAGCUGUGCAUAUUGAAACACUUGAUGACUUAUCAACUGAUGCUUUCAUGAACGCUCUUCGGGUUCUGAUUGCCAUAAGAGGUCCUGUUCGACAACUAAGAUGUGACCAAGGGACAAAUUUUAUGGGAGCCAGAAGAGAGUUUUUGGAGCUAAUGAAGGAUAUGGACCAAGAACCACAAAGAGCUAUUGGUUGUGAGUUUGUGAUGAACGUUCCAUCAGCUAGCCACAUGGGAGGUGUCUGGGAACGGCAAAUUCGAACAGUACGAAGCAUACUAACAGCAAUGUUAGAUAAAUUCUCAAACAGACUUGAUACAACUAGUCUAAGAACGCUCUUUUACGAGACAAUGGCCAUCAUUAACAGCAGACCCUUAAGUGUGGAGUAUCUUAAUGAUCCCUUGGGUCCAGAGCCUUUAACUCCCAAUCACCUAUUAACGAUGAAGUCUUCAGUUAUUCUUCCCCCUCCAGGACAGUUUUGCAGAGAGGAUUUGUACUUGAACAAAAGAUGGAGAAGAGUACAAUUUCUAGCAAACGAGUUUUGGCAAAGAUGGAAACGAGAAUAUCUGUUAAAUCUCCAACAGCGACAGAAAUGGCAAAAAGUUUCACGGAACCUCCACAUUAAUGACAUUGUGAUCCUACAAGAUGAUAAUGCUCCAAGAUGUAAAUGGAAGCUAGCUCUAGUAGUAGAGACUCUAGAGAGCCCAGACGGCAAGGUUCGAAAGGUGAAACUAAAGACAAGUGAAACGACAUUUGACAAAGGAAAACCACUGACAAGGUUGAUAUAUUUAGAAAGACCUAUUCAUAGGGUAGUGACGUUACUUGAGACUAAUACAGAGUAAAACAGACUUUAAUUCUGACAUUCAUUGAAAAAUCACAUUGAAACAAAUUAGUGAUUUUGGUGGGAGUGUAAGUGACAGUGAAAUGAUUUAUUUCUUGGAAAAAUGUAUGUUUAUUUCAGAUUAUGUAUUUUAAGUUGUUUAGUUCAAAUUUUGAGGUUUAUGUAAAAUUAUUGUAUUUUAUUUCUUUUGAAACUAUUUGUUGAAAAGUUAUCGCGAGAUUUGCGUAUAUAAGAAAGGUAGCGAGAUUUGCAUGAGAGAAGGAGCAGAAAUCUGGGAAAGAGUAGCAGUCUCGUAUUUGCUGUAGCUGAAAAGAGUGGACAAAGAAGAAUUAGUCUAUUAAAGACCUCCGAAGUGGCAGGCGGUCACGAGUUUUCACGGCAUUUAUUAAAGAGCCCGUUUUGAAGGAAGCCGUGCCAGUGUUGUCAC
Molecule: messenger RNA, 2738 nt
Organism: Fundulus heteroclitus (mummichog)
Lineage: Eukaryota; Metazoa; Chordata; Actinopteri; Cyprinodontiformes; Fundulidae
Exons: 2
Coding region: 333-2312 (659 amino acids)
Biological process (GO): DNA integration
Molecular function (GO): nucleic acid binding
Source: RefSeq, a predicted model, not a curated record